AUGGAGUGGCAUGACCCCGACUGUCGUCGAAUGGACCCUGUUCCAUUUGACAACGACCUCUGGACGUGCCAAGCCUGCGGAACAGUUGGUCCUCUCAGGUUCUUCGCUGACUCGCUUGGCGAAUGUGCAACCCCAGAGCCUGCGAGUAACAAAGACACGCACAAAGAGUCCAUACAGCGUUUGUCAUGGCCAGAAUGUGUCGAAUACCAUCAAGAACCAUUCAGUCAAGACAUAGAAAAGGCUUUGUGCCUCGUCAAAGCCAAUUAUCCAAAAGUGGCCACCGGAAUUACUUAUCGAGUGGGAGAAGUGAGCGAUGCUUACGGGCGAGAGAUACUCCCUGUCAUUUAUCCCAAGUUGACAGAGCGCUCUCAUAUCCGGCUUCUGGAGCUCUUACCGGCGCCUCGAGAAAAGGCCCUUGAAGGCCGAUUCCAGGUUGUCGAUAUAGAGCAAAUGCCAGCCUAUGAAGCUUUGUCGUAUACAUGGGCAGAUGACAAUAAUGAUGCCUCCCUCUGUCAGCGCAUUUUUAUCGGCCUCGGUAACAGAGCUCUGCCCAUCACGCGUAAUUGCCAUCAAGCACUGAGUCGUCUACGCCGCAAGACCGAGUCUUUGCUGAUAUGGGUGGAUGCCAUUUGUAUCAAUCAGUCUGACCUUGGUGAAAGAUCUGACCAGGUUGCCAUGAUGGGCACAAUAUUCUCGCAGGCAGCGGAAGUACACGGAUACGUGGGUGAAGACCCUGAUAACGUCGAAGGUGGAGAGUUUGGAGCAAUAACCCUCCUCAAAGAUGAGCUCCAGUCUUCCAAACUGGCCUCGAGACACUUCAAAGACAACGCCGAGGAGGCCCUGGGCAGACUCUUGAGAAGACCGUUCUUUUCUCGCUUAUGGGUGGUACAAGAAGUCCUUCUCGCCCGGUCCAUCACCAUUCACUGCGGCGAUUCAACAACGCCAAUUUCUAGGGACGUGUUUAUUAAAGCCAAGUUGCACAACGCCGAGGUCCCUUGGUGGCUGACAAAAAUCGGCUGGAUUGGAGCACAAUCAAAGGGCGAUAUACUGGAGCUCCUCUCUGCAACCGCACUUUGUAAGAUGAGCGACAUGCGAGACAAGAUAUUCGGUCUACUCGGGUUGGCCGAUGGCAAUGAAGUCAAUGUACUGAAGGCAAAUUAUAAGCUGACAGUACGAGAAGUAUACAUUGGGACUGCCCUAUACCUCAUCCAGCAAAGAAAUUGGCACAACGUCAUUGAACUUGCUGAGUCUAUGACAAACCUCAGACUUCGUUCCAAGUACGGAAUCCCUAGUUGGGUUCCCUUGUGGGACUUACAAGAGACUGCCUACAACUCAGUCGACUUAUCGGAGCGAUUGGGAGAGAUAGAGCUUGGCUGGAAAGUGCGUUUGAAUCGGGAUCCUAUUCUCUCAUCCAUGACAGGGAACCUUCUUGUCCCUCCCUCUCAGCAAUUCAGAACUAUCCCACUCUUGACCAGCCAUGAAACAGCAGAAAACUUGAACCCGACACAAAGCUUCAAAGCAGUAGAUGCCAAGACAGGAUGCCUUAUCACCGACGGUUAUGAGAUCACCGUUCUGUAUUACGCCAGCUUCAUGUCUGGGGAUGAAAACAACACAGUCGAUGGCCAGUAUCGUGAGACUAAUUAUCAUAUGCUCAGCGACUCCGUUUUCCUUGCCACUAGUGGGCCCAUGUCAAGGUUUCGAGAAAAACCAGAACGCAUGCUGGGGUUGAGUGAUCUCCUUUCUUUGGUCAAGAUAUCUGGCUGUAGAAUGCCCUUUCUCGCUAACAAGCAUGUGCGGGAUGGAGAUAGCGUCACGUACGAACUCCUCUAUCCAUGUGCUUCGGCUAUUAUCUAUCCGAUAGGCAAGGACCAUCUUUACAGCAACCAUUCUGAUUUUGACAGAAUCUGUGCCUUGGAAGUCUCAUAUCCACUUACGCUGGAGAUCAUCAAAUUUCUUUAUCACUGGAGGCAUAUGAUUAAGCUGAGAAGCCAACCGCCUGGUGCCAACGAAUUUGAUUCCUCUUCCGUGAAAGAUGAAGAAGUUCACGCCUGGAGCUUCUUCGUCAGACACUCGGUCCUCACUGGCACCCAGGUAUCGGGCUUUGCAGGAGAAAGACAAGAAUGGAGGCUUGAAUUGGAAGCAAGCCCUGGCUGGAAGACCAACAGACAAUCGGCAUUAGUGGACGACUUGUUGUCAGAGUUCGCGGAGCUCAUGAACUUUUGGAACUCGGAAGCCUUUGACGCUGUUGAGGAACUGGUGAAAGAACUAGAUAUUACAAAAAGCACUCAGGAGAUACAGCACUGGCACAGGACUCUUGGCCGCUUUUCAGCCUCCUUCUGUGGCCGAGGAUGGAAAGGCGAUGCCGAUGCCCAACGGUCGUUGAAAGAGGCGAAGCUUCGAACCUUGAAGAAAGCGCACGAGUUCCUCUUCAAUACUUUCAGUCAGCUAUUUCCCACAGGUGCUAAGAAAGAGACAAUGUUUUUGAUGCCAAUGAAUUUUGGCGAAAUCUCUCAGUUAUCGGAGGAAUGGCUGGGAGGUUAUCGAGACGAGGAAGAAGCGGUUAGGAUCAUGGAGCAGAGGUGGAUGAAUUUGAAGACCGAAGAGAUGUUCGAAACGCUUGAGGGUCUUUAUGGAUGGUCAAGAAAGACACAAACAAACAAACAGGAUGUGUUCAUCUCUCUGCCUCCAGGACUGGGCAUAUUUCAAUUGGAACGCUACAUCAACAGCGAACGAUAUGAUGGUAUUGCUGACUCGCAAUUGGGAUGGUAG
Molecule: messenger RNA, 2769 nt
Organism: Fusarium tjaetaba
Lineage: Eukaryota; Fungi; Ascomycota; Sordariomycetes; Hypocreales; Nectriaceae
Product: heterokaryon incompatibility het-6
Exons: 3
Coding region: 1-2769 (922 amino acids)
Source: RefSeq, a predicted model, not a curated record